GGCUACCGUCGCCGCUGGUGCCGCUGCUGCUGUUGCCGCUUCCACCUCCACCACCGCUGUUGCUGCUGCUGCUGCUGCCGCUAUUGACACCGCGACGGCGACGACGACGACGACAACGAGCGUGGAAAAGAUGGCGGCGCUCAUCAGGCAUGGCUCGUUCGCCAGCGCGUUUAAGAGUACAUCGGCUAUCCUCACCGCCGGCACGGUGACCGCCGCGCUACGUCGCGAUGUCGCCCGGCACAGGAGCGAGAACCGGGGAGAGGUCGGACCGGCCAAGGAGCAGAAGAUGGUGGCGAAGGCGCGGAUCAGCUCCGCCGGGGAGUCGCUCGCCGCCCGCGGAUUCCUGAGGCCACAAAAGUCUUACAAGCCGCGGGAAGACUCGGCCGAGAGGAUCGACGCGAUCUGCGAGAGUCAAGCCAUUCCCGUGAACGAUGACGCGAAGCUCGAGGAUCCCGUGCUUCGCUUUAAACUGUUCGUCGCUUGCGAGGAGGAGUUGAAAUAUUCCAUCCCAAACUCGCUGCUUUACACUAUUGAGACCGUCGGGGACCUGAAGCGAUUUUAUUCGACACCGGUGGACAACACGACGCCGUACGAAGCGCUGGGUAAAAUAGAUUUGCCUAAGAAUUUGCACAUCCUGCAGAAUUAUCAUCGAUUCCAUCCGGAUACCGACACGAUGUUCAACGGCAAAACGGCGUUCCCGAAAAGCUCCACCCUCGUCACCGGUCUGAAGUACAGAAAGAAAUAUCCUGGACACACACAGGAGAGCCCGUGGUUGGACGAGCAGAUGAAGAUCUAAAUGACUAUUGAAAGUUGUAUCGUGUAAAAAUAAUAAAUUUUGUUAAAUAACGAUUCUA
Solenopsis invicta (red fire ant) is the source of this 854-nucleotide messenger RNA. It is a transcript of the gene mRpL50, whose product is annotated as 39S ribosomal protein L50, mitochondrial. The coding region runs from base 131 to 796 and encodes 221 amino acids. NCBI's taxonomy places the organism in Eukaryota, Metazoa, Arthropoda, Insecta, Hymenoptera, Formicidae. The record is from RefSeq and is a predicted model, not a curated record. The transcript is spliced from 5 exons. Gene Ontology annotation, cellular component: mitochondrion; mitochondrial large ribosomal subunit.